ACUGAACAUUUAACUUGCACUCUACUAUACCGUAUUACAAUUGCUCUUCUUCCAUGUGAUUGUACACAUACAGCAUCGUUUAAUUAUUGACUAGCCAUUUAUUAAUCUUUUACUUAUUACUGGUAUCAAACUACGAGAUAAUUAUCAUGCUUCAUGCACUUACAACAGCGUUAACAAAAAAUACGUGCUGAGUUUCAAUAUGCAUGAGGCGAGGAGCAGAGGCAGCAGAGGGACAUUGGACUCCUAUUGAAGGCUUUCAAGAGAUCCUGUAACAGUGGUGAAUCCUUCUCUUUCAUAACCGAAAUGCCUACCAGACUUCACCACAACAGAAAGAAGCGUGGACACGUCUCAGCCGGUCACGGUCGUAUUGGCAAGCACAGAAAGCACCCUGGUGGUCGUGGUCUCGCUGGUGGUCAACAUCAUCACCGUAUCAACAUGGAUAAGUACCAUCCCGGUUACUUUGGUAAGGUCGGUAUGCGUCACUUCCACUUGAAGAAGAACCCCAACUGGCGUCCUGUUGUCAACAUUGACAAGCUCUGGACUCUAGCCGGUGAAGGUGUUCGUGAAAAGUACAAGAACACCGAAAAGGUUCCUGUUAUCGAUGUUCUUGAAAAGGGUUACGGUAAGGUUUUGGCUAAGGGUGUCAUCUCUCAACCCGUCAUUGUCCGUACUCGUUUCGUCUCUGCUCUCGCUGAAAAGAAGAUCAAGGCUGCUGGUGGUGCCAUCGAGCUUAUUGCUUAAGCGAUUUCCCUCAAUCAAAUAUCUUUUUACAACGACCUAUAUAACUUUUUUUACUACAGCAAAAGUAAAAUAAAACCAACAGAAAUAAAUUGUCUUUACAUUUUUGAUUUUUGUACAUAGUCAAACAUUUUAUAUCUGGUUAACCGAAGCAUGUUGUUUUCAA
This is a messenger RNA of Mycotypha africana, 904 nucleotides long. Its product is annotated as ribosomal protein L18e/L15P. Gene Ontology annotation, biological process: translation. Lineage: Eukaryota; Fungi; Mucoromycota; Mucoromycetes; Mucorales; Mycotyphaceae. Gene Ontology annotation, molecular function: structural constituent of ribosome. Bases 304 to 741 code for a protein of 145 amino acids. The transcript is spliced from 3 exons. The record is from RefSeq and is a predicted model, not a curated record. Gene Ontology annotation, cellular component: cytosolic large ribosomal subunit; ribosome.